AUGAGGUCUCUCAGUCUGUGCAUCAUCCUAAACCUUGCAGUAGCAGUUUACUGUGUGCCGGUCUCACAAGUUACUGUGCAAGAUGAAAGUUUUGCAGAGAGCUACCUGAAGAAAUUCUUCAACCUAACUGAGGAGAGCGGUCCAACUAUCAGACGGGGGAUCAGCCCCAUAACCAAGAAGCUGACUGAGAUGCAGCGAUUCUUUGGUCUCCAGAUCACCGGGACGCUAGAUGCUGACACCAUAGCGAUGAUGAAGAAGCCCCGCUGUGGCGUUCCAGAUGACAACAUUGCCCGUUUCUCCACCUUUGGAAAUAACCUCAAGUGGCAGAAAAACAGUCUUACGUACAGGAUUGAGAACUACACACCUGACAUGUCUGUGUCAGAGGUAGAUGACUCCAUGGAGAAAGCACUGCAGGUUUGGGCCAAAGUCACUCCUCUGAGAUUCACAAGAAUCUACAGCGGCAUAGCUGACAUCAUGAUCUCCUUUGGCCGCCAAUCACAUGGUGAUUAUUACCCCUUUGAUGGUCCUCAAGGCACUCUUGCCCAUGCCUUCGCCCCAAGCCCUGGCAUCGGAGGAGAUGCUCAUUUUGACGAUGAUGAGAACUUCACCUUCCGCUCAAACAGGGGUUUCGUCCUGUUCAUGGUAGCGGCCCAUGAGUUUGGCCACUCCCUGGGCUUGUCUCACUCUGAUGAUCCUGGUGCUCUCAUGUACCCCACCUACUCAUACAGAAACCCUGAUACCUUUGUUCUCCCCCGGGAUGAUGUCAACGGCAUCCAGUCUCUCUAUGGUCCAAACCCUGAUAAGGAUCCAGUUCAGCCUGGACCUCAGCCUCCCACCACCCCUGAUGCCUGUGAUUCUACCAUGGUAUUGGACGCUGUCACCACUCUGCGAGGAGAGAUGCUCUUCUUCAAAGACAGCUUCUUCUGGCGUAGCUACCCUCAGAGCAGGACACCUCAGCAAAGUCUCAUCACAAACUUCUGGCCUAAUGCCCCUGUCAACAUUGAUGCUGCUUAUGAAAGCCGAAAGUCAGACAAAAUCUUUCUGUUUAAAGGGCGUAAAGUGUGGGCUUUCGCUGGCUAUGAUUCUGUACGUGGCUAUCCUAAAACACUGACCAGUUUUGGUCUGCCAAGAUCUGUGGAGAAAAUCGAUGCAGUCCUCUAUGACAGGGAUUCUGGCAAGACUCUAUUCUUUGUAGGCAAAUAUUACUUCAGUUAUGAUGAGGCCAGACAGACCAUGGACCGGGGAUUCCCCAAACGGGUUGAUCAGACCUUCUCUGGCAUGACCAACAAGGUGACGGCAGCUUUCCAGUACAGAGGUUUUACUUACAUCUACAGUGGACCCUACAUGUUUGAGUACUACCUGAGGACCGGCAGGUUGUACCGUGUGCUGAGGAACAGCUACUUCUUGCGUUGCACUAACUUCUAG
Molecule: messenger RNA, 1425 nt
Organism: Thunnus maccoyii (southern bluefin tuna)
Lineage: Eukaryota; Metazoa; Chordata; Actinopteri; Scombriformes; Scombridae
Product: collagenase 3-like
Exons: 10
Coding region: 1-1425 (474 amino acids)
Biological process (GO): collagen catabolic process; proteolysis; extracellular matrix organization
Cellular component (GO): extracellular matrix
Molecular function (GO): metalloendopeptidase activity; zinc ion binding
Source: RefSeq, a predicted model, not a curated record